Molecule: messenger RNA, 5547 nt
Organism: Egretta garzetta (little egret)
Lineage: Eukaryota; Metazoa; Chordata; Aves; Pelecaniformes; Ardeidae
Gene: GPT2
Product: glutamic--pyruvic transaminase 2
Exons: 11
Coding region: 321-1592 (423 amino acids)
Biological process (GO): biosynthetic process
Molecular function (GO): pyridoxal phosphate binding; L-alanine:2-oxoglutarate transaminase activity
Source: RefSeq, a predicted model, not a curated record
UCUCAACUUUAGCUCACAGUGUUAGGUCAGCAGAACAAACACUGACUGAUAAAAGAAAAGAGGCUGAAGUGGUUGUCAGAGAAAGGUGAUGCCCCCCAGCAUCUCUAGAUCCAUGAUUACUCUUCACUGUCGGCAAAAGGGCUGCCCCAUAGCAACUCUGCUACAUAUGAUGGGGACAGAGCUUUGCGCAAGGAUGAAAGCAUGGACUCUGCAGUAUGACACGGAAGCACUGCACUGGCUGGUGGUAGCAAAAGCAGGCAGAGGGAAUCAAAAAACCUUUUACUGAAGUAAUUAAAGCCAACAUCGGAGAUGCACAUGCAAUGGGACAGAGGCCAAUCACCUUCCUCCGUCAGGUAGUGGCACUGUGUACAUACCCAAACCUGUUGGACAGCCCAAGUUUUCCAGAAGAUGCCAAAAAGCGAGCCAGACGGAUCUUGCAGGGUUGUGGAGGAAACAGCUUAGGAUCUUACAGUGCCAGUCAAGGUAUAAAUUGCAUCCGUGAAGAUGUUGCUUCAUAUAUUGAAAGAAGAGACGGAGGGGUUCCUGCAGAUCCAGAUAACAUAUAUCUUACCACUGGGGCAAGUGACGGUAUUGCUACAAUUUUAAAGAUCCUGGUCUCAGGAGGUGGAAAAUCCCGAACAGGAGUGAUGAUCCCGAUACCACAGUAUCCUUUAUAUUCAGCAGCCAUAUCUGAACUAGAUGCCAUCCAGGUGAACUACUAUUUGGAUGAAGAAAAUUGCUGGGCUCUAGAUGUGAACGAACUUCGCCGUUCCUUGAAUGAAGCUAAGGCGUAUUGCAAUCCAAAAGUCCUCUGCAUCAUCAACCCUGGAAAUCCCACAGGACAGGUGCAAAACAGAAAGUGCAUUGAAGAUGUGAUACACUUUGCUUGGGAAGAGAAGCUUUUUCUUCUGGCUGAUGAGGUUUACCAGGACAAUGUGUACUCUGAAGGAUGCCAGUUUCAUUCUUUCAAAAAGAUUCUGUAUGAGAUGGGACCCGAGUACUAUAACAAUGUUGAGCUGGCCUCUUUUCACUCCACCUCUAAGGGAUACAUGGGCGAAUGUGGCUACAGAGGAGGUUACAUGGAGGUCAUUAACUUGCACCCAGAAAUUAAGGGACAGCUCGUUAAGCUGCUUUCUGUUCGCCUUUGUCCUCCAGUCUCAGGACAAGCGGCAAUGGAUAUUGUAGUGAAUCCUCCAAUACCCGGAGAAGAAUCUUAUUCACAGUUCAUAAAGGAGAAGGAGUCUGUUUUGAACAAUCUUGCCAAAAAAGCCAAACUAACAGAAGACAUGUUUAACAAGGUACCAGGAAUUCACUGCAAUCCACUUCAAGGAGCUAUGUAUGCUUUCCCACGGAUCUUUAUUCCUUCCAAAGCCAUUGAGGAAGCAAAGGUGCAUAAAAUGGCACCUGAUAUGUUCUAUUGCAUGAAACUUCUGGAAGAGACCGGAAUAUGUGUUGUACCUGGAAGCGGAUUUGGCCAAAGAGAAGGAAGCUACCAUUUCAGAAUGACCAUUCUUCCUCCAGUAGAGAAGCUGAAGAUCCUACUGGAGAAAGUGAAAGACUUCCACAUAAAGUUUCUUGAAAAAUAUGCAUGAAACUACUGUGGCUUUUUCCCCUCAUCCCCUCCCCUUCGAGGCGAAUGCAGAAAAUGAACAAAGAUGUGCUGAGAAUGUGCUGUUCAUCUGAUUUAACUAAAUUCAAAGUAGAUAGAACCAAUCUCAGAUACUGCUACAACUUAUUGGACUAUUAAAUAUAAUGUCUGGUAUAGAAGACGUUGUUACACCAACUGUUUUUUUAAGGGGAAGGGGAGAAUGUGAAGAAAGUGGUGGAGGAAAGAGUCAGUAAAUGAUUUUGUGCCUUGAUUGGAAGUUACAUUUGUGGACUUUUGACUCAAUAGGUUGGGGAAGGGAGUUGCUCAUUAAAUUACUACUGUUGCGUGGUUGUUUUUUUUUACAAAACAGAAAUGCCAAGAGUAAUUGUUUAGCUAGGAACAUGUUUUCCAUCUUAAAAUUCUACCAAACAAAAAUUCAAAAGCCUACAUCAUAGUUAUUGUUUGGUUUAAUUUUUUUGUUGUUGUUAACUAUGAAGUGUUCUCCAAAUCUGAUUAAGCAUGUAGGUAUAGCGUGCUUAUUUUAAAAAAAAAAUCUUUGGCAGAUGUGUGCAGAUACCUUUGAACUUCUGUUAAAAAGAAAUCCUGCCAUCACAGCAUAAUCUGAGUGGAAUAUACAGUUUUGAUUGGAGGAGUGAAUAUGGUAUCUGCUUGAACCCUAUUUUUAUGAAACUGAAACAUAAUGAAGAAUAUUAGCUUCUUAUUCAAAUGCUAUUCAACACUAUCUAAGCAUAAGAUGAGAGCACUGAACACUUCUUGUAACAACUCCAGGAGUCUCCUGUUAACUCAUAUCUUUUAUAUACAUGGAACAUAGGAAGUUACUGUCUCAAAGCAGAUGUGAGCAGUGUCAAUCCUUUCAAGUAGGGUAAAAUACAGUACUAUUUCAGAAUCGCUUUAUCUAUGGAGAACAUUUGUUUGGAACCACAUGACUGAGAGACCCGUUAGCUCGCCAAAAUCCAGCCUGAACUGGCAAGGACUAAUGAAUGUUGUUACCAGGAGAAAUGCUGGGGGUGGUUUCUAAUGAAGGGAAAGGUAUUUAAAGGAGAAUGUCUUGCACCAAGCAUAUAGAUAAUGAUGGUACAGCUCACUUAAAUCUUACACAGCCAUACUGCUGGCUGAAUGAUCCUGCGUGCUAAGCCAGGUUGCUGUCUAGGAGUAUAGCUCUCUUAGUCUACUAACCUAUGCUAGUUUCCCUGCACAAAGAAGGCUUCAGUUUCUCUAGAGUUAGAAGCUGGACACCUUCUGCUAGCACUGAUAAAAGACUGAAGGAACAUAGCUUCCAGUAUUCAUCCAUGAAAGCAUUAGCAUUUGUCAGGCUUAGGCUUAGCAUUACAAAGUUUAUUCAUUAAAAAUAUCUCAUUUAAUCUAGUCAUUAAUUUUAAGUUAUUAGUUAGAAGUAAACUCAUUUUAAUGCCUACUAGCACUUUGUUAGGCUGCCUUUGUAGCUGGUUCGACAUCCUAUGCUGAUCCAGGUUACUAAAGCCAAGGGCUAGAGAAUCACCAUACGGAUAAAGCAUGUGCCAAUCUAUUAUGUGUGGAAGACAAGAGAUGUUGCCAACAAUUGCCCUUGCAACAGCAGCUACUAGUCUAUGAAAUAGCAUUAACAGUUGGUGUACUUCUCACAGUUCCUUACUGAAGUCUGUGAGAAGAAUUUAGUACUUCUCAGUCACCUGCCAGUGGUCACAGGUUCGUAAAUGAAAAUGGCACGCUGCUACACAAAGUUACUAUGAAGGCUUGGAGGAAAAAAAAUUAUACUUUAAUCCUUAGAGAAAUGGACUUUUUGGAGGACAGCAGACUGAAAACACAUUGCUACUAUCCAUUGAUAAAUACCUUUUAUCUGUUAGCACCCUCCACUUGGCAUCCUUAAUAUGCACUAAUAAAACAAAUCCAGAAAGCAAAACUGUAGUAAGAGGUCAGAAUACUGAUGUAAAAAUAAGACAAACAGCACUUUCCUAUUCUAGGAAUGUGUCCAAAUCAGAUCUGGCUUUGGACUCGUAAUGCUGUGUAGAUUGAAGCUAAGAUCUAACAACGGGAGUUAGAAUAUUUUUUUAUAUUUUUGUAACUACAGCUUUUUCAUGGGGUAGUAUUUGUAAUCUAAUAAGUCAAUAGAUUUUAUAUUUGCCUUGCAUUUGCACCUGAUACUUCUGGAAAAAAAAAUGUAAAGGUUUACAAGUUUCUAAUGAUAAUUUACAGGUGUGAAAGGCUUUUUGUUUUAAGUCAGGACAGCAAUUCUUACACUUUUAAAUCAAAAUAUAAUGGCAUAAACUGAGUUUUUUCUAAACAUUCUAUUAUGGUGCCUUUUAUGUUUCUGACAUUAUAAGGGAUAACAAUUUGUUCUUGAUGCAUCUCAUAUGGAAGGGUGGUGAUUUCUAUUGUCCAUCCACAAUAUUUGUAUGUACUGUGAUAAGGUUAAUGUGCAUUUUUGUGGAACAAUCCUGUAAAGCCAAGAGGCUUAUUUUCAAUGUCUCUGAAAUAUUUCAUUAAUAACAGACAAUCCUUACUUUCAAAUGCAUGCUUCUAGGUUUGAUUUUCCUACAGGUGCUCCUUAUAAUGGUACUUCAGAUGUAUGAGACUUCCAAAUAAUAAAGCACAUGUUAAAAAAAAAAAGGUAAUAGUUCUCCAUUUCCUGUGUCACUGAAGCAACACUUGCUGGAUUGCAUUAUGAGGCAUUUAACUUCCUGUCAAACUAUUAUUUACUUUAAUCCAUGUACUUGAUCAUCAAUUUUUGCGUCACUCAAAUUUAUUUGUCAAACUUGUUACCACGAAACUAUUCCCUACCAACACAGAACUGUAUGUAGAGAUGGUCUUACGCAUGUUUUAUGCUCAUAAUUAAUCAUAUCUUUUUAUGUAAGGAGUUGUAACCAAGAGUUAAGCAAGCCAGGCUUCUUUCUUCACAGAGAGGAUCAGUCAGUUGAGGCUGAUCAACUGUGGCCUGAAACCUUUGGUGAGGGGUUUGUUUGGUAUCGUUGGUUGUUUCCUCUUUAAAAACUUCUUACAUAGCUUCUAUGAGAUUACAUUUACAGAGCAACACAAUCUUGUCUUUUUGCAGUGACACCUCAGAAUUACUUCAGUGGUAUUUGUCUGGCAAUUCAAAAGAAAAUUAAGUUUAGGGAAAGGGGAGCUAGUCCUGCUUCCCUAAACACAUAUGCAUAUGCCAGCACCACUAAAAAAAAAGCAAAAGCAGGCUACUCUCUUCUUUGUAUCAGGUAUUGGAGUGUUCUCUGGAGCAGAAACAUUUCACUGGGUGUUUUGGGGAGUAGGUUGUUUGUUUCACAAAAAAGAACACGGUCUGAUAUAAAAUGGUUAUAUUAUGAAUUGUCAGUCAGGCAAGUUUUUUUUGAGUGAUAUCCCAUGGCUGUCCCAUCUGGAUCGGUUAGAUAAGGGUACUGUGCCAGACGCAUAUGAUACAGAAAAAGCUACUAACUUCAGAGAGCUUGCAACAUCAACUAUGUACACUGUGUGAAAACCAAUGGUGUUUUAAAACACUAUCUAAAUUCCUUUUUAUGCAGGUCCUUGGUCAGUAAAGAAUACAGGUUUGAUCAUUUAUACAAAACCUAAGGUACUCAUACCUGUGGUGUGAUUUUUUUAUUUGGAUGCAUGUAAGAUAGUUAAGUUUCUGCAAGGAAUUUACUUUUAAGGAUACGGCUUUGAAUGUUUUUAUACAUUCAAUACUAAGUGUAGUCAUGCCUUUCUAAUGUUCCUCAUUAUUACAUGUUUAUUAAAUACUCUCUUCACCUGAUUAGAAUUUACACAACCUGUAACCAUUUGCAUCAGGCAGAACAAGUAAUUCACUUCAUUAGUUUUGAAGCACUGCACAUUCUGCACACUGAACAGCAGUAAAAUAGCUGAAACCAAAGCUCAGCUCCGAAACAGGGUCCUUCCUACACAGGAAAAAGGUUUCCCAAGUGCCUGUCCCGGCCCUGGGCCUGUGUUCGACACCC